Molecule: messenger RNA, 945 nt
Organism: Eurypyga helias (sunbittern)
Lineage: Eukaryota; Metazoa; Chordata; Aves; Eurypygiformes; Eurypygidae
Product: olfactory receptor 52R1-like
Exons: 1
Coding region: 1-945 (314 amino acids)
Biological process (GO): G protein-coupled receptor signaling pathway
Cellular component (GO): membrane
Molecular function (GO): olfactory receptor activity; G protein-coupled receptor activity
Source: RefSeq, a predicted model, not a curated record
AUGUCCCCGAACUCUACUGCCUUCUCCCACCCCCCUUAUUUCCUACUCGUUGGCAUCCCUGGGCUGGAGAAGGAGCAGUUCUGGAUUGCCUUCCCCUUCUGCCUCAUGUAUGCCAUUGCUGUGCUGGGGAACAUCACGCUUCUCCUCAUUAUAAAGGCAGAGCCGAGCCUGCACAAGCCCAUGUACCUCUUCCUGGCCAUGCUGGCCUUCACUGACCUGCUCCUGUCAACAUCCGUGCUCCCCAAAAUGCUUGGCAUCUUCUGGCUGGGCUCUGGGGAGAUUGGGUUUCUCUCCUGCCUUACUCAGUUGUUCUUCAUCCAUACGUUGUCGUCGGUGGAGUUGGGUGUGCUCAUGGCCAUGGCCUUGGACCGCUACGUCGCUAUUUGCUGCCCGCUGCGGUACUCCAGCAUCCUCUCUGUGCCGGUGGUGGUGGCUCUCGGGAGCCUGGUGCUGGUGCGGGGGGUCCUCCUGGUGAGCCCCUUCUGCUUCCUCCUCCGGAGGAUGCCCUUCUGCCAGCAACACGUCAUCUCCCACUCCUACUGCGAGCACAUGGCCGUGGUGAAGCUGGCAUGUGGGGACACCAGAGUCAACGUCAUCUACGGCCUCUUUGUGGCUUUCAUGGUGACCGGAUCUGACAUGACCCUGAUCUGUGUGUCCUACAGCAGGAUCCUGCGGGUGGUAACGAGGCUGUUGUCCCCAGAGGCACAGCUGAAAGCCUUCAGCACUUGUGUGUCCCACGUCUGUGUCAUCCUUGCCUUCUACAUCCCUGCUCUCUUCACGUUCCUCACCCACCGGUUUGGGCAGAGCAUCCCUCCCCACAUCCACAUCACGGUCGCCAACCUCUACCUGCUAGUGCCCCCCAUGGUGAACCCCAUUGUUUAUGGGGUGAGGACCAAGAAGCUGUGGGACAGGGUGGUCCUCCUCUUCCAGCAGAAGGGACCCUGA